AACUGAGGGAACUGUGGGUUUUAACGUAUGUCAGAUUUCGAAGAUGGAGCGGGCUUAGUUGAGCGGGGUCUCCCUGGGGGCGCACAAGGGAAGCGGUUGGGAAUGAAUGAGCCGAGGCCCCGAGCCCGCGUUCCUGGCGGUGGCGCCUUAGCUCCAGCGCGGUGACAACAAGCGUUAAGGUAGCAACCGCCGCCGCCGCCGCCGCCAGAGGAUGGCUUCCAGCUUCAAGAAGUCAAACGUGGCCUCCACCAGCCAGAAAAGAAAGGUGGAGCCUAAGCCCGAACUCACUGAAGAUCAGAAGCAAGAAAUUCGCGAAGCGUUUGCCCUCUUCGAUGCCGACGGCAGCGGCACCAUCGACGUGAAGGAGCUGAAGGUGGCCCUGAGGGCGCUGGGCUUUGAACCCAGGAAGGAGGAGAUGAAGAGGAUAAUCGCCGAGGUGGACAAGGAAAGCACAGGGAAAGUCAGCUUCAAUGACUUCUUGGCCGUGAUGACUCAGAAGAUGGCCGAGAAAGACACCAAGGAAGAAAUCCUGAAGGCUUUCAGGCUCUUUGAUGAUGAUGAAACCGGGAAGAUCUCCUUCAAAAACCUAAAGCGCGUGGCCACCGAGUUGGGGGAAAACCUCACUGAUGAGGAGCUGCAGGAAAUGAUUGACGAAGCAGAUCGGGAUGGAGACGGUGAAGUGAACGAGGAAGAGUUUCUUCGGAUCAUGAAAAAGACCAGCCUCUAUUGAAGUCGGUUUCUCCCGCAAGCAUGUGUAGGGAGAUUGAGUUGACUUGCUGGGUUCCCUGCUUCUGUUUUGUGAAACCUUGAGGUAGAGGCCAGCACUGUCUCUCCUCUUACCCCCAGUUGGUCUAGAUAGUUCUAUUUCCAAAUCUCUAGCUCAAUUAUAGAAUUCUAAAGAUGAUUU
Molecule: messenger RNA, 907 nt
Organism: Lipotes vexillifer (Yangtze River dolphin)
Lineage: Eukaryota; Metazoa; Chordata; Mammalia; Artiodactyla; Lipotidae
Gene: CETN1
Product: centrin 1
Exons: 1
Coding region: 212-730 (172 amino acids)
Cellular component (GO): myosin II complex
Molecular function (GO): calcium ion binding
Source: RefSeq, a predicted model, not a curated record